Messenger RNA from Pocillopora meandrina, 23289 nucleotides. NCBI's taxonomy places the organism in Eukaryota, Metazoa, Cnidaria, Anthozoa, Scleractinia, Pocilloporidae. The record is from the annotation of a GenBank genome assembly.
AAUGGAUUUGUCUGAAAAGCAACACAGUAGCUUGCCUAGUCCAAUGGCUGAGGCAUCCUUCUUGUCUCGUCUCACUUACUGGUAAUCAUAAUUUAAUUAUGAGAUGUUAAUAGACAUGGUUGAUUUUAGAAUUAAGGUCCAUGUACGUCUACGGCUAAGCGUUUGAGUACGUUUGUACACAGUCAUUCAUUUUCAUAUUUACUCACGUUGAGAAUAAGUUUAUUUUUACCUAAGAACUGUUAGUUAAAUGCAUUUCAAUUGACACAUUUCAACUUGAGUAGUUGAAAAGUAAAUUAAUUAUUUAGUACUGUGUGGUCAAGUCCACUUGCUACACAUUCAUGAGCCUAUGCAGUGAAGUAACAGUUCAUGAGGUAUAUGGCCUCUGAAUCAAUAUCAACAUGACUGCUGACUGAAUUCGGAUUGGCUCAACCAUUUUUGAGCAUGUCUCAGGUGAUAAUAUUUACGGCUCUAGACCGCCUUUGGUCUGUAUGCAGAACUUCACAGGAACGCAGGGAAAUGCAAAUAAGGAAGACUGGAAGUUUAAGAUGGUAAUUUCCAUAAUCAACUUGGAAAGGGCUUAGAGGUGAUUAGCCCCAUGCCUUAUGCCCAUGGCCCAUGGCCCACACCUGACCCCCAGCCCCCAACCCUUAAUCACCAACCUUGUUGCCAAGCCCCAACCCCCAUUCCACAACCUAAUGUUGAUCCCCAGCACCAACCUGUAAUCAUUAACCUCUUUCCUCUUGUUUCCUAAAAAGAAGUUCCUUCCUUGCUAAGUUCAUUUGGAGUUCAGAGCAGCUACAGGACCAAAGCAAAACUGGUCCUAGUAUGUUUAAUCAUUAUAGUUUACAUCUUUUACUUGUUAAUAAUGAGAGAUAGGAGGAUAGAAGAGAACAGUGUAUACAAUGGGAGAAAAACUGAAAUUCUAAACUUCACUCUUCAUCAAUGCUAUAAAAAUGAAUGUAUUUAUUUGUUUGCUUGUGUAGUUUGAUCGUCUGGGUGAAGGAACCCAGGCUUAUAACACUGGACUGACAAUUACUCCUCACUUGAUGCUGAUGAUGAUUUCUGCUUAGGCUGUUGAAAGCUUGUCAGUAGUACUACCUGUAAUAACAUUUCUUCACAGGACUAUCCUCAUGAGGACUGUCAGACUGCAUGAUCAAAUGCAAUCCCUGGGUUCAAACCAUUUACUUUACAUUUUUUACUUGUAUGUUGCAGUAUAGGGGCUGGCUUUAGAUAACAGUAUAGUGUCCAUCAAGGAGUAAAUUUCUUUUGACAAAUCUUGUUCUUUAUUUUGCAAGGUGGCUUAAUGGACUUUUUAGUAAAGGAUAUGAUAGGCGCUUGGAGCCUCAUGACUUGUAUCAAGUACUCAAGGAAGACUCUGCAGAAACAUUGGUGGCAGAUUUAGAGAGGUUGGUAGGAAAAAUAAACAAUGAUAUGUGACCUUUAAAAAACAGUUAAGGUUAGAGAGGUGAAAAGCAGUUGUAGAAAAAGAAACAUACAAGCGAUUGAUUCUGAUAAAUUAUAAUUAACUUAUAAACUCUAUGUUAAUGUUAGAGCUUGUAGAUUAUAUCUGGACAUGCAACACUAAUAAAUAAUGCAUAACCCCCCUGACUGGGAGACAGUUUCACUCUACUCUCAUGAUAAGUUAUGUUGAAUCAGGUUAUCAAAAUGGCUGUUAUAGGUGGUGCCUAAUCACAGUACCUUCUUGGUUUCUUACACCAAGGCAAUUGCACUUUUUGUUUACAGUGGCCAAAUUAUUCAAGGUUUUUACUGCCCACUUUUUAUUUAUCAGACUUGUGACUUAUAUCCAUUUUUAGGAAAUGUUGAUGUUAGUGGCUUUUUUCUUUUUUUUUGUGUGGUCUCUAUGAUAUUACUCAUUUUAUUAAUUUUUAUAGUGAGUGGUCCAAAGAACUUGCAGCUGCAGCAUUUUCAUCCAGAAAACCAAGUUUGGGUAAAGCUGUAGCAAAGUUUGCUCUUAUAGAGCUGGUAUAUGUUGGGAUCUUUGGCUUCCUUAAUGUAAGUUUCUUGACCUGUCACAUCCAAAAACAACUUGGAAAAUUAAUUAAGUAAUUAACUUUUUUAACAUUUAUGUCCUUACAAUUGUUCAAUGACAAUAAAAAUGGAUGAUUAUAUGCAUGUAUGGCCAUUUGUAUUGUAUAACAGUACAAAGUAAGAGUGUAUCACUUUCCUUCAGUACACUACCAUAAUAUUACUAAACAUAUUGGCUUUCCUCAAUAUUGAUAAUUGUCACAGUACUCUACAUGAAUUUUAGAUAGACAAUAUACCAAUUACAGGUGGAGAGAAAGUUUGGUUGUGACAGUUGAACCUUGAUUAUACAGACCUGGUUUAACUGAACCUGCCUCUCUGGUCCUUUUUUUUUAUUAAUAAUUGGCCAUAUUCAAGAUUUGACAUAACUUUUUUCCAUCAAACAGAGCACUUGUAAUGAAGCAACAUUGAAUGAAGUAAUGUUGAUGCUAUCUUAUUAAUGGAGCUUCAAAGAAUGAUAGAUUUAGUGAUGUGCUUAGGUGUAGAAACUUGAAACAAACUGGUUUACAUCAUUAUUUUAGGUUAUAAACUUGUUAGUUAACUUUAAUAAUUUUUUGCAAAUGUUGACUAUGAUGCACAGAAAUUUAAAUGGUACAUAGUCAGUUUUACUGUUGGCUCAUUAAUAUCUUUGAUUAUCUGGACUAUUUAGCGAAGUCCCUAUGAGUGUGGAUAAUCAAGGUUCAACUGUAGGUUGAGAAAGCAGAUUUUGGUAUGCAAGUUUACUCAUGCAAUUGGAGAAAAUAAUUUUUUAAAAUGUAGUCAGUCAUUAAAAAUUAUAUAUCUUUCACUGUUUGCAGCAGAUUUGAUUUAAAAGAAUGAUUAAGUUGUAAGUUUCUCUCUUUUUUUUUUCUUUCAUACAGGAAAGCAUCAGGACUGUUCAGCCUAUCUUCCUGUUUUAUCUUGUGUCAUAUUUCAGUCCCAACCCAAGUGUAACAAAGUUGGAAGCUUAUUUUUAUGCUGUGGCUGUUACAGUAGCCUCCACACUGUCUGUUAUUCUUCAUCAACUGUACUUUUUUAAUGGUCACAGAGCUGGAAUGCAUUUAAGAAUAGCAACAACUGGAUGUGUUUAUAGAAAGGCAAUUGCUUCACUAUGCAAACAUUACAUAAUUUAUUGAACCUAACUUAAUAGUGUUCAUAUUACAUAAAAUGUAGCUUAAAGAAAUCUUCAAAGAAGGUUGACUCUGACCACAAGCCUCCCAAUUGUGGAAUGUGGGUAUUUAUUCUUUCUUUCUUUGUUUUUUGGUUUUUUGGUUCAUAAUCCAUGCAAUCAUAGCCAUAUUUAGCUGGGAAACUUGUUUACUUGAUGAUAGUUGAAUCGUAUCCCAUUUUUUCUCCCUCAUCAAUUUGAUUACUUGAUCUAUAUAAUACAUCUAAACAAAUGGGCACUUGAUGUGAAAGGUAAUGCAAAGGUGAAAUGAAGACUUUGGAAAUUUUGACAGCAGCUAUUUUGCUUUCCUGUUGAAAAUUGUCCCUUUAAUCAAUUCUGUCAACACCUUUUUGAUGAGAAAAGAAAAGGUACUAUAUAUAUAUAUAUAUACACACAUAUAUAUUUAUAUAUAGUAUUUUAUGCCAACCUUUCAUGCUACCUAUAAUAAAAAAAAAUGAUAUUGUAAAUGCAAGUGGUCACUUUCUUGAUCUGCGCAACUGAAUUUUACUUGUGUGCAUUUUAGUCUUUGAGACUGGGUCAAGGAGUCACAACUGGUCAUGUAGUCAAUCUUGUGUCCACUGACACACAGAGCUUUGAUCGGGUAAGAUGUAAUUUGGUUAAGGUUAAUUUCUGCAGGACUGUCAUAUUUUUGAUCAUUUUAUUUAUUUAUAAUAUUGAUAAUGAAAAUUUUUUUUAAGUUGUUAUUUAUUCAUUAGUUCAUCGUUUAUUAAUAUCUGUUUUCCUGUGUUUUGAUUCAGUUUGUUACUUAUUUGCACUUUAUCUGGAUUACUCCUGUUCAAAUGGUUGCCACAAUGUACUUGCUGUGGAUUCAGUUAGGAGUUUCUUGCUUUGUACCUCUGGCACUUAUGCUCCUCUUAAUAAUUUAUCAGUCACAUCUUGGUAGAGUGUUUGCUAUGUUGAGGUGAGACAGAACCAUCUAGAGAGCUAAGUGUCAAUUGUCAAGUUUUCAUUGAACUCUAAUUUUUUUUUUUAAAUUAAUGUAAAAGUACCUUUAAUGUGUUUAUUCUUUGACUUGUGAUUCCAGUGGAGGGUUGCUGUUCGAUACUUGCCAACCUAGUAGAGUGCAAACUAUUUUUGGAUGUAGACUGAUCAUUAACUUAGUCAGAAUUAAUAUCAUGAUCUCACCCAGAUAUUCUAAUAACUCAAAUGGCUUACUGUAAUUUGUGAAACAAAAUGAAAGGAAAUGAAAAUCUGUAAUUUGUGAAAUGGAAAUCUAGAAGGAUAAAUCGGUCAGUUCACCACAAGUGUGCAUUGUAAAUGCAAACCAGUGAAAGUGUGAAAUGAAAAUCUCUUUGGUGUACAUAGUGAAAUCGUCACUUUGUUCAUGAAUGAAUCAAUGCGUCAGCUAUGUGAAAGAAGAAUUGUGCCACUAAGCCAGAAAUUCAGAAAACUACCUGGUGCUGUGGCUGUGCUGUUUAUUUUAAAAGGUGUAAUCAAUGUACAUAGCUAAUCAAGAAUUCAAAUGCGUGACAUGAUACUUUCCUGACUGGAAUACACUUGGAAAAUGUUGCAGCCAAAGGUGUAUGCAGCAUGUUUGUGAGUGAAAUAUCAUGCAUGGUGGGAAAAUGAAACUGACCCAAGCUCUUUGAUAUUCUGGAUUGAUUUACGCACCAGUUGUAAUUUUUAACCCAGACAUCGGUGACAAAGAUUGGUGUGACUUUUGAACAAGUAGAAACCUAAGCUAACUUUACCUUGAGUGAACUCGGGUAAAUUUUUCCUCACAAAUACACCAUCAAAGCAAGCAUCCUCCUUAUGCAAAAUACAGAUUUAUAUUAUGCAAAUUACAGAUUUUUAUUUCUCAAGUUACACAUUUACAGGUGUUCAUUUUGCAAAUUUCAGAUUUUCAUUUCAUGAAUUACAGAUUUUCAUUUUGCAAAUUACAGAUUUUCAUUUUGUUUCACAAAUUACAGUAAGCCUCUUAAAUAUGAAUAAAUAUACUAAUGUUUUCGUGGGAGAUCUUCAAAGUAGCUCUAGAGAGCUAUUCAAAUUAUUAAAAUCACUGCAAAAUGUGUUAAAUGAACCAAAGAAAAAGAUUAAGAUAAGGUAGCUUAACUGGAAGACAAGGUGUGAAAAAUAUUUGGUGAAUGAAAAAUUUUUUUGAGAUUUUAAGACUGAUGAGCUACUGCAUCAAGUUGCAGAAGCUAGUUAGUAUAGAUUGAAGGAGUACAAAUGGCCCAUGCAAUGGCUCUGACCUCAACCAAGAAGUAUUUUGAACCUAAUGAAAGGGCAUAUUCUGAAAUUUCACCUUUUUUUCUGUAUAUCUAAGGAUUGUUUAUAUAAACUACCAUUUUCAGUUAAAACACUGGUUAAUAAAUGCAUAUCAAAUGCAGUUGUAAACCAUGUGCAUAAUGAUACUUGACCAAAACAGCAAAUACAAAAAAAUUAGUGGAAGAUAAAUGUAAACUAAUUGACAUUUUGCAUUGACAUGCAAGUUACAUUUGUUCUGUCUGUGUUGCCAAGAAUAUUUCAAAUGGUACAAGUAGCUGUGUACUUAAUAUUCAGUACUUAUACCAAAUUAAAUUAUCAUUAUUAUUUAAACUGUUUCCCUCUAGACUUAAGACAGCAAGGCUAAGUGAUGAAAGAUGCAAUAGAAUGAAUGAAAUAUUAUCUGGAGUAAGGGUUGUAAAGAUUUCCACUUGGGAAUUGUCAUUCAGCAAAAUAAUCAAUAACUUAAGAAGGUGAGUAAGGACUUUUCCAGUAUCAUCCCUGCAUGAAUAAAUUCAAAUGUUUUAGAUUUAAUUUUGUUCUGAAACUUAAAUAAAAGUACACAUUAAUACUUAUAUAUUAGGUGUGCCUUGUUGCUCAUUACCUAUGAGUGAUAAAUCUGAAUAACCCUGAACACUUACUCUCUCUUCAGUAGCUUUGUCAUGUACAUUUGCCUAAAUUAUCAAGAUCACAAUAUGUGAGUGACUGACUUUUUUCCUUUCAUAUGAUCUAGUUAGUGGUUACUUAAUUGAUAUUGUGAUUGAUAAGCUGCUUGUCAUUCCAUUCUUGAAGUGUUAGCAUUACGACUGUUAUCAUAAACGUUUAACUUAGUUAUAAUUGGGGUGCCUCAUAUGCUAAAACAAGUGCAUUUUUUCCCUCCACUGAAUUCCUUACAAGACAUAAUGUCGGAGUAAUACAUUUUCAUGAAUUCAAUUAUAUUGUUGUUAUUUAGUAAUGCAUCUUACUGUGUCAGACAAACACAAUGGCAUUGCAGUUUUUUUUCUUCCCAUUAUUUUUCACAGUCUAGAAAUAUCAAAGAUUAGGAAAGCUAUGUUUCUGCGAGCCCUCAACAUGGCUGUGGAUUUUGCCUCACAGAAUAUCAUCAGCUGUGUAACUUUUGGUAGUUAUGUGUUACUGGGAAAUACAUUGACUGCUGCCAAAGUUUUCAGCUCCAUUGCAUUUUUAAAUGCUCUUCAGAGAUCAGUGACCAGGCAUUUCCCUCCAGCAGUUCAGAAGCUGAAUGAGGCAAAAAUAACAGUAAAGAGAAUCCAGGUGAAUAUGUCUAGCUUGUUAAGUACAAUUUAUGGUACAUUAGCUUUUUUGGCAUUAAGGAAAAUUGAUUCAUGGGUCAACCUGAGUUAAUCAAGACAUGAAGCAUGCAGAAGGUUUGGAGGGCAUGAAAGAUGCAAUACAGGUGCCAAAAUUGUUUCUCUGGAUGAACAUUCAGCUGAUGCAUCAGAACAAAUUGGUCUAAAUAACUUUUUCAUGCACCAGUCGAUAAUGGGCCACAACUAGGUAAUGGGUCACAGACAACUUUUAUAUAAUUUGUUUUAACAAAGUAGAACAAAUUGCAAUAAUCAAUCACUCCUGCUGACAUCUAAGAAUAUGAUUGUUUUUUCCAUGUGGUAUGGCAGUAAGGCUUAGCUUGUUACUUGUUGAUGUGUGACCAUACUCACUGUUUAUAUUGUUUUUGUUGUGUUUGCAAAAUAGGUUUUAUCAUUACUAGAUCACCAUAAUUUGUUUUCAUCAAAAAAAUGCUGUAGUUCAUGCUGUUGUGUGAUAACAAUGACCCAUGACCUAUGACCUGUGACCCAUGACCUGUGACCUGUUAUCUGCAUUUUAGACCUGCUGUCAGUCAAUUACUCUCAGCACAAUUGGAGACAGUUUGUGUAAAGUUAGGGUAUUCUUUGGAAUCUCUAGGUUCUGGAAUAUGCAUGUACUUCUUCCACUUAAAAUAUCUGUGAAGUUACUUGCCUUUUGAUAAUUUCCAGGCUGUCCCAUGCCCACAAGUCAUUCCAAGUGACACAUUAUAUAAAAAGAGUUUAACCCUGUCAAGUUUGAUUUGUUAUGUUUGAUGUUUUCUCUGAAGGAAUUCUUGGAGCUGGAUGAAUUAAAUUUUGAAAAAAUACUGCAAAAGUCAAAUAGGUCAGGAAAAUCUGGUGUGGCUGUGCACAAUGUGACAUGCAACUGGAGUCAGGUUAGAGUUUUGAAUUGAUAUUUUGUAAAAUAUGUUUGUUUUCACUUCCAUCAAGUGAUGUAUAUUUACUUGACUUCAUCCUAGGACAGGAUUAAUAGAGCCACUCUACAGGACAUCAGCUUUAAAGUAGGAAUGGUAAUACUAUCUGAUUAUCUGUCAUUUCUGUUUAUUUAGUUUCAGCACUGAACCAGUUUUGCCAGGUAACAUCUUUUGAUGUAAAUAAUUGGUUUUCAGAUGAACAAAUGGAUUCCAUGUUGCCAGGCAUGGAUUUUCAUUAAUGAACCCCAGGUGAUGUUAACAUGCAGUGAGAACAAAAAAGUAACACAUGAGAUGCAGGCGAGUGUGUCACUAAUAUUCUUAUCAUAUUUCAGCUCCCUCUGUGAUUUAUUACAGAGGCAUGGCAACAUGGAAUCUAUUUGUUUUAUUUGAUGAAAAGGCAAUAGUUAAUGACAGGUGAUCUUCACAUUGAAGAUUAUUAUGUUUUCAUGUAAAAGCUCACUUGGUAUUUCAUUGGACAGGUGUUUGUAUAAUAAAGGUUCUUACUUAUGAUCUAUUGCAGGACAAAUGUACAUGAAGUUAUUAUCAACUGUUGCCUCUUUAUCAUAUAAAAUAAAUAGAUUCCAUGUUGCCAUGUGUCUGUACUAGGUCACAGAGGGAGGCAAAAUGUGAUAAAAAUAUUAGUGACACACUCACUUGGAUCUCAUGUGACACUGUAAUUAAACUUCUCACCAAAUGUUAAACAUGUCAACAUGUUAUCUUCACAUGUGAAAAGAUCACUGUUGCUAAGAUUAAAUAUAGUGACACUUUGUUCUACUUUAAAAUGAAAUAUUAAAGUGAAUUGAUUUAGUAUUUCCUUGGUGUUUAUUUAAUAAAAAGAAUAUUACAUGGCAGCUUGGAGAUACAAUAUUUCUCAUCUGAUGUUGAAACAUAUUUCUCUUCUUCUCUUUGCUCACCUGUGAAAUAUUCUUUAACACUCAAGGAGAAGUUUCUCUAAGCAGCCAUGUAAUAUCCUCUAUAUAUCAAUCCCUGCAUAAUUCAGCUUGUAUUAAAUUAUAAUGAAUGUUAUAUUUUUUAUGGAAAUAGGGAGACCUUUGCAUGGUUGUUGGACCAGUUGGUUCUGGAAAGGUAUUAUGGCUAACUUCUGGUGUACAAUUAGCAGCACAUAAAACAGGUCAUAGUUGUAAUGGCAUGUCUUUAUAAUUUCCACGCUGUCCCAUGCCCACAAGUCAUUCCGAGUGACACAUGAUAUAAAUAGUGUCAUACUUAGUAGAGUUUAGUUAUUAUAAAAGUACUGAUCCUACCACUGCUUGAAACAUAACAAACACAGCCCAUUUUCAAAUAUUUUAGUGGAGAUUAACCCUUUCAUUACCAAUAUUCAUUAAUAAUUCUUCUUACUGUCUGCCAUACAAUUCUUAUGAUGUUAAUUAAGAGAAUUUGGUAUUAGAUCAACUAUGUGUGAUAAUCCCCUAAUUGAUGUUUCUUUUUAUUCUCAUCACAUGUCUGCUUGAUGUUGUGUUGAUAUGGUUAUAUGGUUAGCAGAAAUUUUGUCUUGGUCACUCAUGGGAGUUAACCCUUUAACCCCCAAGAUCUCAUUGGUGAUUCUCCUUACUGUCUGCCAAAUGAUUUUCAUUAUGUUAGUUUGGAGAAUUUAGUAUUGAAUCAAUAAGUAGUCCCACAUUGAUAUUUUUCUUUAUUCUUAUCACUUGUUUGCAUGGUAUUUUAUUGAUAUAGUAAGGAGAAAUCCUGUCUUGGUCACUUGUGGGAAUUAAAGGGUUAAAGGUUUAAGUUAAACAAAUCAAUUUUCAUUUGGAUGCUUUUAUCUGGUCUAGUCAAUAUUUAUGCCACCAACAGUUUUGACCCUUCUCUGGGAAAUAACAAAUCUUGUGUAUCAGUAUAAAAUAUCAGUAUAAAAUGUUUUAAAAUUUCUUUGUUGGGAGCUAUGUUACAUGAAUGAUGUGUACUGCACAGUAAAUUAAUCAAGUUGUUGAUGUAUUACUUCAUAGUCUUCUUUGUUAAUGAUGCUGCUGGGUGAGUUAUGCAUUACUAAAGGAAACCUACAGAUCAAAGGCAGAAUUGGUUAUGUCCCACAGCAAGCCUGGAUUUUCUCUGGAUCAGUGAGACAGAAUAUUGUAUUUGGACAGACAUUUGAGGCAGACAGAUAUGAUAAUGUUAUCAAAGCAUGUUCCUUAAAACAGGUAAAACUGUUGCCUUGAUCUCUUUUGAUUUCUUUGAACCUAUGUUGCUGUGUUCUAGUUUAUAAUUAGUUGUUGUAUAAUUGUAUAAACAUUUAUUUUUCAAGCAAUAUACUCAGUUUUUGUUGAAUUUCUACAAGAUCUUUUUGCAUUUACAACUCCACUGACUCAUUUCUAUAACUUACAUGCAGCUGGCUCUUUUAUUAAAAUAUAUUACGAAUACACUUGAUCUGUAUUUGUAUGUUUCAAGUUGCCAUAAAGGGCGUGGCUCUAGUAAUAAUCAUUCCACCACAUUUUAUCCAAAGAGAUAUGAGGCCAUUCACAUCCUCUGGAAGAGAACCUUCACCCUUAGACUACAUUAUGCUAUGAUGAAGUUUCUGCUGCACCCUCCUAAAUACUUUUUUUUCAAUGCAGCUUUUCUCUUGGUUUACUUUAUAUAAAUUUGUCAUCUGAUCUAUCGUAACUAGCACUGAAGAAAGUAGACAUUUUUUCUGUAGACUAAAAUGUGUCCUGAAUAAGUCACAUAAUGCCAAUCAAGAACUUAUUGUUGAUGUCAACGUCUCUGUGAAGGAUAUGGAGUUACUUCCAGAGGGAGACUUGACUCUUAUUGGUGAAAAAGGUGUGACGCUCAGUGGUGGACAAAAGGCACGAGUUUGUCUGGCAAGGUUGGUUUAAUUACAGACUGUGGUAGUUUUUAUGUAAAUCGAGUUUUUUAACUAGCUACUAACUAACUACGGUGCAGAAGAGUAAGAGAUAAUUAUUUAGAGGACAGGCCAAAUGAACUAAGAGUGAGCUAAAUGGCCCAUAGUACUCACAAGAUGCAGUGGAACAAACACUGAAGCGCUUUAAAACUAGGUCAGAUUUUUAGUCGACUGAGACUAUUUCUUUCCAUACAAAUCCUUAUAUUUCGAGCAUUGCAUAACGUAAACAUAAUCACAUGUUUACGGUGACCCAUAGUUCGAGUUUGGGUUACCUGUGGUAACGUGGCCGCCCACCUAAAACCACAGUGCGUAGUUCAUAAUCGGCUGCUGUCCUGGUUUUCGCGAAUUUUUCUUCUUUGUCACGACUUUCUUGAGUCAAGAUUGCCCUCUGGUACAGCUCGUAAUUGGCCAUCAAGCAAAAACGGAAUUUAUGUGGAAAUGUUCGUAGUUUGUCAUUUUCUUAUUUUAGGUGUUAUUUUCAUUUAUUACAGGGCUGUAUAUUUUAAAGCAGAUAUCUAUCUUCUAGAUGACCCUCUUAGUGCUGUAGAUGUCCGUGUAGGAAGGAAACUUUUUGAUGAGUAAGUCAGACAUAACAUCCAUGUUGGCAAAGGUUUUCUCGGUUUUUCUAUCGCUACCAGAAACACUCUUUGUUGAGAUUUUUCAACGAGAUCACUUGGAGCCGGGAUUUUAUUCAUUGAGCUGUACAGCGGAAUGUAUAUCGAAAGAGAACCGAAAAUUGGGAACUUUUUCAACACUUAGAGUAUGAUUACUUUGUACAGGUGCAUCGAUGGACUUCUGAGACAGUAUCCAAGAGUCCUUGUCACUCAUCAACUUCAAUAUCUUCGCAAUGCGACAGAAAUUUUAUAUCUUGAAAAAGUAUGUAACUGAUAGUAAGGCAAUGUUUAGAAAUUUGUCUAUGAAGGCAAGUCUGUGUCAAACCAUAAAAAAACUGAUUAAAACUUAAUUUUCGAACUACAUAAUACUUUAAACCAAGAAUUAAAGCUACUGAAAAAAAAUUAAUAAACACUCUGGCCAAGUUUUCAUUCUUUGCGGUUUUUAACUGAAGAGUUAUUCGCUAAAAUGUGUAACAUAAAUUUAUAAGGCCCACUAAAGGACAUAUGGAAUAGAAUAAGAAAUAUGGUCAGUUUUGAGCUCCGUCACGAAAUAGAGAAAGAUGUUUUUCGUCUUGUCACGAGCGUGGGACUGGGAAAAAAAUUGUGAUUCCCCAUAAGGUAUCGAACCUUCGGAUUCCGCGCUCCGAUACUCUACCAGUGAGCCACAGAGACUCUAUGGUGACUAAGGCCCAUUACGAGCCAGUUCAGCAGGAUUGUUAAUAGUGUCAUGUCUGAGGUUUGAUUCGUCACGAGGAGCCAGAAUUUUUCUUUGUCCCACGCUCGUGACACGACGAAAAACAUUUUUCUCUAAUUCUUUACUUACUUCAAAACUUACCUUCCGUCUCACUCUAUCAACAAAACAUAACAAUCGCCCAUCAAUCGCCCGAAAUAAAUUUUCUGAGGCAAAAAGAAAUGAAAACAGCUGUCUUUAGUGUUAGUUAGCAUGGUUUGAUGCAUUAUUUAGGAAUACCUCGGGACAUUACUAAGGAUGGGAUAACUCUCAUGCAUUAAGGUAAAAUUUAUAUUUUGACGGACAUGAACUGAUUGUGUGGAUCCUCUGAAUGGUUUUGGAUUGCAGGGGAAAAUUCAUAGUCGAGGAAGUUACACGGACCUUGCCAAUGCUGGUAUAGAUCUGGUUUCCCUGCUGAGGGUCCGCAAUGAUGAUAACGAUGACGAUGACGAUAACGAUGACAAAGAUAGUGCCAUUGACGAGGAUUCAGAGCCAGUACAACCUUAUCCAGUCCAUGAUGUUAUUUUUAGAAGAGGGAGUGGGGCGAAAGGUGUGAAUGCUUUCAACCGAUGGAGUACUGCAUCGUCAAUUGAUAUAGAGGGAGACUUCGAGGCCAUGGCUAACAAGGUAUGCUCACUCAGAACAAAAUUUUGGCUAGGUUGAAAAAGAAGGGGUACUACCUAAUUGCAAAUCACUUGGCUCUUCAUGACAUCGAAAAUGUGUUUUAAAAAAAGCAUUGCUUAUAAGAAUCCUUUUUUUUAUUGAAGUCCGACUUUUGAGUAACUUGUUUCUAAUAAUACGUGUCGAACUUGGACCAAUAUCAAAGACUAAGAGGAUAAAUCGCUUUAUCUUUAUCAAAAUAUAAUGAUUUUCUCUUAAGGCUAAAGAGAAGCCGCUGGUUGACACUGAAGAACGACCAAGAGGAAGUAUUGCAUGGAGUUUGUACGUGAGAUAUUUCAGAGCAGGAGGAAAUUAUCUGUUGUUACUUCUGCUUCUGGUACUUUGUGUAGCUGCUCAGGUAACACUGCUAUGUAUGCUGAAAUCUAACGAAGUGAGGUACGAUUCGUAGAAAAUUAAAAAAAUCGGUUGAGCGUUCAGCGCGAAGGAGUCUUAAAAUCAAGUGGUACAAACGAAAAUUUUGUUACAUCAUGGAAAAAUGUGGGGGUUGCAAAAACCUCUCUUUACUCGAAGUAAACAAAACCCAAGAGGAGAUUUUUAUUGUACCCUCGAAAAUUGCGGCCAGAAUGGGAAGAAAACUUUCUACUAUAGAAUAAUUAAUAUAUAAGACUCACGGGACACUUCUUCUAAAGUUUAUUAGCUCUAUAUCUGUUUUUAAGCGCAGUCUAGCCUUGUCUGCCACGAGUCUCCUAGAUCUCAGAGGUAGAGCAUCCGAACUGCUAAUCGGAAGGUCGUUGGUUCGAGUCCUAUUGGAAGUACAUUUACCUAGUUAGGCGGCUAAGCCUGUCAUGAGUCUCCUAUGACUCAGCGGUAGGGCAUCUGAAAUACUAAACGGAAGGUCGUCGGUUCGAGUCCUAGAGGAAGCACUCUGAUUUUUUAUUUUUUCUGAGUAUGCUUAUGUGAUUCACUGCAUGAAUACAUCAUCUUUUACUUAAAUCACCAGGCUUAACGUUUAUCAUCUUCAUUAACAUCAUCAUUGCGCAAGAGCAUCAAAUUCGACAUUUUUAUUCUCGCAGUAUACAUGUAAAAAGGGUGUCACGGGUAGCUUGCCACGAGUCUCUUGAAGCUCAGUGGUAGAGCAUCCGGGGUAUUACUCGAAAGGUCUUUGGUUCGAUGCCUAUUGGGAGCACUCGGAUUUUCUUUUUUUUCCGAGUAUGGCUGUGUCUUUCACUGAAUGCAUCCUCUACCAAUCUUAGCGGUGUUUUGAUUAAGCUUAUUAGAUAUUGUGAUUCUGGAUAUCAUAUUGUAGUCAUAGUAAUUAAUGGUUAAUUACUGAAAACUAUUUUCUUUGAAAAGUCCUCUUCGAGGUAUAAGCCUUUAUACGGGCCUAAGUGGCCCAUGGGGCCGGUGCUUAACUCCGGUUUUCUUAGCAUGAAGCGGCUAGGAGUAUUGCUACUCCCCCCUGGAUGGAAUGCACAUUUGUUGGUAGCCAUUUGUACACCUGGGUGAAGAGAAGCACUGUGAGAGUAAAGUGUGUUGCCUAAGAACACAACACAAUGACCCCAGCCAGGGCUCGAACCCGGACCACCCGAUCCGGAGUCGAGCGCACAAGAGAGCGUGGCCAUCAACAGAAAGACAGUUACGAAAAACUGUAAUUGGAGCACCAUGUAAUUUCACUUGUAUUACGUAAAAAUAAGGCACGCCAUUUCGUAAUCAGAAUCAAAAAUUUUUCCACUGAUUCGACCGAGAUCUUGCCUUUAAUGCCCUAGUUAAAUGAUAGAUUUCCGUUAAUGAGAAAUAUUUAGUCAUUCCUCUCUCUGUGUAGUCCCUAACAGUGUUUGCACGGAGUAUUGUUUACCGUUCAUUUUUUAACAUUAAGUUUUGUAUCACUCCUCAGGGUGUGUUCACCUUAAGUGACUGGUGGCUAUCACAGUGGUAAGAUGUCUUGGGUAUUAUCAAUCAUUUAGAACAGUUAACCCGGCAAACUUUACUCUUUGUGGAGAAAAUUCAACCCAUAAUGCCGUCACUGGCUGAUAAUUUUCAAAUGAAUAAAGGUGGUUAAUUUCUAUCAACUUUGGCCACUGUAAAGAGUUUAAAAGCUGACGUUUCGAGCGUUAGCCCUUCGUCAAUCGCUCUGACGAAGGUCUAACGCUUGAAACGUCAGCCAAUAAUUUUCAAGUCAGCGGAGGGUGCAACUUUCAAAUUUUAAAAAUCCUUGGUUAUCUUUACUGUAACCUAAUUCGGAAUCAUCUUAUUUAAUGUUCUUCGAAAAAAUCGUAAGCGUUUUUUAUUUAGUCAGUGUAGCAAGUAAUUGUAGUAUACUUUUUUAGGUCGAAUUCCCAAGGUCAAGAAAUGUUCGCUUUCAAAUUUGUUCAAGCGGCUAUGCAUGAUCCCACGAGUGGAGAAGCGAACGUACACAAGACUUACAUGAUCAUCUAUGGAGGUCUGGUGACAACAACUCUCCUUCUGUCGUUCCUCCGAGUUCUACUGUUCUUUCAUGUAGCUGUAACGUCGUCUGUCAAGCUUCACAAUGAUAUGUUUGAUGCUGUUAUUCGAGCACCGCUUUACUUCUUUGACACAAAUCCAGCAGGUAUGGUGAACAUGGUGAACAUUUCAAGCCAAACUUUGGAUCUGAUCUCUGUGUUUGAAGCCAGACAAAUUGGCGAAAUCGUUCUCCGUUAGUUUCCUCCUCUUCCAUUUGGUGGUUGACGAAAUUGUGGCAAAACUAGUUCUAAAUACUGACUCGAAGUAAUGAACUGAGUAGAUUCGCAAUGAGGCUGCGAUGGUAAGGAGCUUUACACAAUGAGACAGCACAUGACUAUGACUGGUUGACUAGGCAAAACCUGUCCAAGAGAUCAGAUGAACAAAUAGGUUCGAAGUUACCGUGUGUCUGUUCAGUAAUAAAAGAAAAUGACGUCAAAAGGUGGUUAAACAGUGGCACACGAGACGCAGCAGUGUAUCAUCAAUGUUCUUACCGCAUUUUGCCGUGUUAUGAUGUAUACCUGUACAGACGGACGACAAAAUGGAAUUCAAUUGUUUUAAAUAGUUAGGGAGGAAAAUGAUGCGGAGGCUAAUUGACCGGGAGGCUUACCGAGACUCGCCAUUUGCAAGUGAACAUGGCUGUGUCGUUGCGCGUUAUUCUUCAGUUUUUUUGGUGCGCGUUGGGGACUCGGUCUUUCACCUGUAUGCAUAGAAAGGCUUGCAUGCGCGUGGAUGGGUAUUGUGUCUGGUAAUUGAGGCACGCUGGACGCUGCUAGGCUUUGGUUAACUUUGUCGUUCAAGGUAAGGUUUAACUGUUACUGAGGAAAUGGUUUUCUUUUUGUUUUCAGGUCGGAUUCUGAACCGGUUCUCCAGUGACACUGCACACAUGGAUACCCUUAUUCCGGAGACAUUUUUUGACUUUCUUCAGGUGUUUUGAGUUUUAUUGCUUUUUCAGUUACUGCCAUCCACCCAUCGAGGAUAAAUGUAAUUUAAAUUCGCAGCCGAAAUGUAGUUGUAACUAUUAUAUUACGUAUCCAUUAACUUUGGAACAAUCAAACCUGCUGUACUGAUUCUCAAUUACUGAACACAAUACCCACCCACGUGCAAGCAAGCCUCAUUAUGCUUUAAUUACUCGAGUUAAUCUGAAUGUCAGUAUCAAACAUAUCUUACUCGCUGAUUUUGUUCUGCAUUUAGCUUGGUCUGUUGGUUGGAGCGGUGGUGAUCAUGAAUGUGAUAACAAUGCCCUUCAUCUUGGUGGGAGUGGUCCCUCUUAUACUUGUAUUUUGUUGUCUGAGAAACUAUUACCUGAAGACCACCAGAGAAAUAAAACGCCUUGAAGGCACAGGUAACCCAGUAAACGUUCCUUUUGUAAGUUUUUUUCAUAGACUGCGGCUGUCGUGUUUUUUUGCUAUGACACGAAUGCAUAUUGUGUCUGGUAUUGUCUGUGAGUGAAUAUUGUGCCUCAUUGUUUUUUUUUUUUUUUUUUUUUUUAAGGUGAUUUGAUAUUAUCAACGAGGUUGAUAACGUAAUUAAGAGUUUUAAAGCUGACGUUUCGAGCGUUAGCCCUUCGUCAGAGCUCUCCCACCGACGCAACACCACAGUUUCUUUAAAACUUACCGCCUUCAUUCUUUUUUUUUUUUAAGCCCGAAGCCCAGUGUUAUCUCACUUGGUUACAACAUUAGACGGCCUUACGCCCAUCCGAAGUCACAGUUUGCAAGACGUUAUGAUUCACGGGUUCAAUAUUUGUCAGGAUCGUCACACCCAAACAUGGUUUCUUUUUAUUGCCACUUCGAGAUGGUUGGCGUAUCGUUUGGAUUUCCUGUGUAUGAUAUUUGUGUUUAUGGCCUCAUUUACACCACUUUUCAUCGCUGAAAAAGGAGGUAAAUUAUACUAUACAAAUGUUUCUGAAUGUUUAGUUUCAAUGUUUGCGGGGUCUGGUACAAACUCAUUCAAAUUAUCCCAUUUAUUAUGGAGAACGAGGCAACGUGUGAUGUUGUACCUUACGGAAGUUUAUACGGAUUAAUUUGCUUUUGCUGGAUAUGGGAUGUUAUACCAUAAACAAAAGUAACAGAACAUUUCUGUUGUAUUUGUUAGUUAGCUCAGUUGUUCUCUGCAGUUGUAGUUUUUUUGUAUCUUUUGUUGUUGUAGUUGAUUUUGUUGUCGUUUUUACGUUUUAAACGUCCCUGGACAGUUUAUAUGAUUGUAUCAUAAAAAGGGGCCUCUCAAGCCGGGCAAAAUGUGACUGCACUUUCACUGUGCGAGGACCACUAAUUCACCCUCCGUUCAAACAACGAUUACCCGUCCGAUACACAAUAAUCGUUUAUGCAACGCACAUAGAGAGUCUCAUUGUACCAUUGCCUUUUUUUUCUUCCUAGCGGAAAUAGACGCAGGCUUGGUAGGGCUGUGCUUGACUUAUGCUGUUUUGUUAACUGGCCAGUUUCAGUGGUGUGUCAGGCAAAGUGCAGAGGUCGAAAAUCAGGCAAGUUAAUAGUUAGACUGAAAAUGUAAAAGUACAACAGGGCGCUCUUGCCUCUUAAGGUUUAAAAGGAGAAAAUAACAGUCACCUCACUAUUAAUUCAUGAAGCCUUAAACUUUCCCUCUUAUUUUUGAGGAGCACGUGGUGGAGGCAUAACGUUUUUCCUCUAUUUUGAUAACAUUUAGAUGACGUCAGUGGAGAGGAUAAUGGAGUUGUGUCGUCUAGAAUCUGAGGGGAACUGGCACGGCAAAGUAUCUGUCCCUGCUUCCUGGCCGCAGCUUGGUCUCAUAACUGCUGAGAGUGUGUCAUUCAAGUAUCAUCCUACUCUCCCACGAGUUUUGAAGAAUGUGAACUUUUGUAUUAGAGCACAGGAAAAGGUAUGUAAAAAGAGGAUUCUCUAGAAUACUUGGAGUGGGGUCGUGCUAACUCGGGAAAAGUCCUCAAUUGCUUCUACAGAGUGCUACUCGACGCUCCACGCAAUUCUAGACUUAAUACCCAUCAACCAACAAAAAUGCUCUCGGUGUCGAAGUUAAAUAACUUGUAUAAAUCAGUGUGCCUGCGCCGCAGACAAACUGCACUGAUCACGAUUGGCUGCACUGCAGGCUAUGAAUAAAGUAAUUUAAAAAGGCAAAUUCUUUACUGUAUAUUUAAGAGCGGAAAUGAUUUGUUUACAUUUGUAUGAUAAGCUUAAAUAUCAAUGUCAUACUCGACUGCGCCUCGUGUACCAUUUUUUCGUUCGUAGUUCAUUUUGAAGUUAUCUGUGUUCUACCACUGAAGAAAUCCACGGAAACAUGGAAUAUAUUUGUUAAUUAGUUACAUUUUGUAACAUUUGAUUGGACAGGUGGGUAUUGUUGGCCGAACUGGUGCUGGUAAAUCUUCACUGUUAGCAGCUCUUUUGAGGCUCGCUGAUUCAAGUGGAACGAUAAGGAUCGACGGCAUUGACAUUGCAGAUCUCGGUCUCCACGAGUUGAGGUCUAAAUUGUCAGUUAUUCCACAGGUAUGUGGUGAAUUAUUAUGAGCCUAGAACACCCCUGAUAUUUAUUUAUCGCGGUGAUCUUAUUGAUGCCUGAAAACAGACGAUUAUGGUCAUGUUAACUUGUGGAAUUUAGGCGGAUGAUAUAUUGAUUUUUCUGUCGGAUAAACGUAGAAAAGUGUGUUAAUCGUGGGAUACAUCAUCCUCAAAGACAUUUUUUGAACAGUCAACUGCCUGAAAAGAAGAAAGCUUUUCGCCUUCUACUUCAGCCGUACACUAGCUGUGAAAUUAGAUGGAGAUAUCUUUUCAGAGGAGAAGGAUGAACUGUGUCGUGGAACUUGUAGCUGACGAAAUUACAAAUUACAAAUCGUAAUCAUAUGUCGACGGAAAGACCCUAAAUCUUUGUUUCCAAGUAGGCGGACAUUAUUUCUAGGCUGCGACAACUUAACAUCUUCCAUCAGGUUUGUCGCCACUUACGUGUAUAAGCGCAAAUAUUGCACGAGCCUAUCAGCAUGGCAACAGCCUUGGUUGCGAUUUAUUAUAUUUAUAUAUUUAUAUUUUUUACCGGUUUGUUAUACCUUUUCUAUCUGCGCUUUCUACGACGACAUUUUAUCCACUGGGUAACGAUAUGUUGGUUGGCCAUUUUAUCAAUAGAUAAGUUCAUUCUUUGUUCGAAGAACUGAGGCAUGGUUGUCAUUACGUUUGUUGAAAGUUUAGGCGUCGUUGUAGGUAGUUUAUACGUUGGUUUUUUUGUUCGAGUGUUGAUAAUGAUGUUCAUAAAACAUGUGAUAUCAAAAGAAGCAACUGGAAGGUGCAUCGCGAAUAAAUUAGUGGAGGAGAAUUUCAACCAUAAUACGGUGUUAUAGUUUGAAUUCUCCUCCGCUAAUUUAUUUUUACACUUUUUUCUGAUCAUUUAUAUAAUAUCUUCAGGACCCUGUGCUUUUCAGUGGAACACUCAGGAAAAAUUUGGACCCAUUUGAUGAGUACAGUGAGAUGGACUUAUGGCGUGCACUGCAUGAGGUGAGACGCUGAACGGUACAUCAUAACCGGCAACAAUCGCCACCUUUUGCUCUUAUUCCAAGUUAUAUCUGUUUUAAACUUGUAUAAACAAAAAUAUUUUAGAAGUGCUACAGUAGGUGGUGCAAGUUCAGAAUCACUUGUGAUGCGCCUGGGGAUCGCUCGUUGUGAUGAACAUAGACGACACAUCGUGCAUGUUUUUCUCCUUAAUUGGUCUUAACUUUAUUGACAAACUCCUUUGAACUUAGAAGCACGUAAGUCCUAAGAACUCUGCUGUCAGCCAGUUCUGUCGGCUGCUGCUGCUUGACACACCUUCUGUCUGUCUUCCGUCUCUGACACCCAUGUUUAUAUCGUCUAACUGACUGACUUUGACUUCUCCACGCUGACUGCCUUGUGUGCCUCAACACUCUGAAAACUGUGGCUUUCAGGUGUUCGAAUCAAUCAACAUCCUCCUUUCUCUUCCCCCUUUUUGUGCUGUUAUUUUAAUAAAUUAUUCGUGGAAGUUUUCCUUUUUCUCUUCAUUACCUUUCAUCUCUUCCUUUUCUUGUUCAUGUGUCAGCUUAUUGGUGUAUAUAUGAAAUCAGCAUCGUUCCACAACAAUUCUAAUACCUUCCCAUAUCACCUUUUUGUGGCACUUUUCUCAUCAAUAUUUUCCCCAAUUUCGGUAGUCUUUUUAUUUUUCUACACAACGAUUUCCUAGGCUUUGUGGCCUUUUUGUGUAACAGAACUUGAUUGUUAUUUUCCGCGUUAUAUAAUUACAGGUUCAACUAAGUGAUAUGAUAUGCAGCUUGACUAAUGGCUUGGACAGUUUGUUAACUGAGUCAGGAUCUAACCUAAGUGUUGGCCAGCGUCAGUUGAUAUGUCUUGCACGUGCUAUUCUCAAAGGUAACAAGAUCCUUAUCAUGGAUGAAGCCACUGCUAACGUUGAUCACAGGUACGCUUCUUGUCCUGCACUUGACGCCACACUUAAUCGACAAACUUUAUUUAGAAAGGCGAGAGUAUUUUAUGUCUAGAAAUACUUUUGAGAUCGUAGUUGCUGCACUGAAUGCCUUUUCGCCGAAUGUCGUCCCGGUGCCACUCUUUCAAAUUUGGCAGAAUUAUAUCACUCAUUUUGGACUGAUAAUUGCCCCAAAAAUUCUGAUUAUUAACUAACUGUUUGGCUGCGGUAAUCUGCUACAGUCAUGAAAGGAGUUACUUAUGAAAAAGAAUGGUCUGACCAUCUCAGUCAAUGUCUAUAACAAUAUCUCGGAGAAUGGUAAUCAUGGAAACUGCAUUCAAUUAAUUUGUCGUAAAGCUAUAGAAGGUUUGUUUCUUUUAGCGAUCGUCAAGUUAACUUUCAUUGACCCUAACUCUUUCUCUAAGUUAAGAGUUGUUGGGCUUCCUUAGGAAGUUUUUAGGUAAGAUAUUCUAUCUGCCCCUUUUUCCUUACAGUGUAAACAAGAAAUAUACUCAGAGUCCUCCUUUCUUUUCUUCAUUAAGAUUUCUUUGAAGGUUUCGUUAUUUUAAGGCUUUCUAAUUGCGUGGCAGGGAUAUGAACAAUUUAUUUUUUGACUGUGAAUAUAUGAAAAUCAUAUAUAUGAACUGCGGAUUACGAAAUAUGAAUGAAAGCGAUCUUAAAAGUAAUGAACACUACCUAAGCAAAAAGCAGUGUUACUACUGUAAUCAAAGUCAUUUAUUCAUCACUUCACGGGUUUAUUAGGAACCGAAAUAAUGAUCAGCUCCCAUUUGGCUUGUUAGCUCAGCUGUUAGAGCACUGCACCGGUAUCGCAGAGGUCUAGAGUUUCUGAAUUUUUUCAGCCUUUAUUUUCACUCCUGCUUAAGUAGUGUUCAUUAUUGCGAAGAUCGCUUUCAUUCAAUUUAUUUUCUAUAACUUAAAUCGCGUUUGAUUUAUUUAGGACUGACUCCUUGAUUCAAGAAACGAUCAAGAGAAGGUUCAGUAAUUGUACUGUUCUUACAAUCGCCCACCGACUAAAAACUAUCAUGGACUGUGAUCGAGUUAUGGUAAACUGAUAAUCUGCGUGAUUACUAUAAUUACGGGCUUAUAUCGAAUAUUGUUAAUUAUGUUUAAAUUAUCUUUGAAAAACCACAAUUUUUAAUUGGUUACCUAGUUUCUUACCUAUUAUGUCAGAAACCUGCAAUGAGAAAGUUCGACGCGAGGUUCUUCUUUGCGCAUUUUUAUGCGUUAACAUAUAAAAUUUAAAAUCCGACUAAACUUCUAUCAACAUAAAAACCCUCUUUUUAUUCCUACUAGUUUAAGGAAGAGUGUUAUACAAAGAACUUUUCUUUAAAAAUGGUUCUUCGGAUUGCCAUAGUUCUUAUUGUCAAUACCUAAUGUACUUUGCACUCCUUUUAUUAUAACACAAAUCAUCACGUUUAGUAGUUAAAAGUAGAACAAAAACAGCAAAUGACAAAUUUGUCAGGCCAGGGUUAUAUUGACAUGAAUGGCUGUUCUGUCUUAUAUUUACAUAUAAUUUUGUAUGAUUAAAUCGCACCAUGAAUAUUUAGUAAUUGCCAAUCUGAUGGGCCAUUUUUUUUUCAAUUGUGUGGGUAGGGAGAGGGAGGAAGGGAACAUAGUCAAGCUGGAGGCCUUAGGAUUAGAUGAGGAUAAUUUAAAGGGAGCUUAUAUCAGAGACGAGAGUAGUCAUGAAAACGAAACGAUUAUGACGUUUACUUCAUUUUUUAUGGUUAAUAAGGUCCUGGACAGUGGGCGGCUAAAGGAAUUUGACGAGCCUCACUUGCUUCUGCAAAACAGAUGGGGUCAUUUUUAUCGCCUUGUGCAGCAGACAGGAUCCCUCACAUCUGCUCAUUUAGCGCAGGCUGCCAGACAAGCCUUUCUACGCCGGCAUCAGCCACAGGCUUCCUAUGCAGUUCCAGAUUCCUCGAGAAGUUAUCUGUCUUCAUACAUUCCCAUAACUGGCUUUACUGAUUUACAACUUGAAUCUUGUGUUUAAAUUUAUUUAUUAUUAUGUUAAAAACUUAAUUUAGAACAUGUGCAAUGUUGAAGAUUCAAUACUUUUGGGAAGUAAACUAUUUAUUAAUGUCCUCGAUUUGUCCAGGAAAUCGUGGGAACGCAAUUACCCAUCGUUACGUAUGAAAGUAUUCACAAUUACUUCUGCCUUAGACGAAUGUAAUUUGAAAACCUAUCAAAACAUUUAGUGGCCAUAAAUAACAAAAUGCAGGCGCUUUUAAUACGAUUUCUUUGUGUAUCAAUAUUCUCAAUAGAAUUAUUUUGUCGUGUUAGCUUGUGCGUCCUCGGUUUAGUAUGGAAAACUGAUAUUGCUCUCCAUUACUUUCUUGGUAUUCCUCAUUGAGUAAUCUUGAACGCGAAGGAUGUUAAGUAUAUUAUUAAUUCCAUUCGUGCGCGCUGGAUAUGAGAUGGAAGGUGCUGUAAGUGGCCAUAACUAUCUCGGUCCACCAACUGUGGACAGAAUAAUUGUUUUGUGAAAAAAACCAAACAGAAUAUGGUAAAAUGCGCUUCAAAACUUUGCAAACAAAUAGUACAACAGCUGUGAUAAAAUGGCCUGUACAAGAAUAAAAUCUCAUUGAAAUGAAAACAUACCUUGAAUAUGAGUUGCGAGAAGAUAGCGGAUAUACCUAUGAUACAAGCGCUGUCACUGUUGUAUAUUUUCACUCCUUUUGACAACAAUCUCGAUUGAAGAGUUCGCGUAUUGGAAUCAAAGAGUGCAUUUUAAGUUUGCUGGGCAGAAACUGGAUAUCUCUAUGAAGUAUAUUUCUCAGAAGAAUAUGUAUUGUGUACAUUACGAUGGUUAAUUAAUGUUUCGAGAUUUUUUCCGUUAACAACGUGGAUUACUUAGGAUAUUCGUAGAGUUUGUUUAUGGAUGGGUUUUAUAAAGUGUUAUUGAAAUUUGGAGAG